AUGUCUAAAGCAGAAGAAAAGCCUACGGAUACGCAAAUUGAACGGGUCGAAAGCGUUCAUUCUAGAGACAGCCCUGCCGCCAAUGAUGACCUAAGCUUCAAGGAGUUCUCUGAAAAGGAUGAACACAAGAAGAAGAACAUAUUUAUCAGAUUUAAAGAUUCCGUCUACUCGAAGCCUGAAAAGAGACAAAAUGCAUGGCAUUUACUAACUAAUUUGACAAACACACAGAGAAUCACAUUUGCUGCUGCUGAGGAUUUUGGUGUUCAACCAUCUGAUGUUACAAGUGCAAUUACUACUACAUUGAUGCUGCGUCCAAUUGGUGCCUUGAUUUUUGGUGCUUUGGCAGAUAAGUUUGGUCGAAGAUGGCCCCUUAUGAUUGAUAUUGUGCUAUUUUCCGUCAUCAACAUGGCCAGUGGUUUUGCUCCCAACUUGCAAACAUUCAUCGGCCUUCGUGCUGUGUUUGGUAUUGCAAUGGGAGGUGAAUGGGGUUUAGGUGCAAGUUUAGCUCUUGAAGCACUGCCAGUGGAAGCGCGUGGUCUGUUUUCAGGUAUCUAUCAAGAAGGCUACGCUUGUGGUUAUUUGCUGGCGACACUCGUGAAUUAUGCUGUCGUUGAAACAGGAUCUUCAUGGCGCAUCUUGUUCUGGGUAGGUGCUGGUUUCGCUAUCCUAGCUGUCAUCAUUCGUAUCUGGGUUCCUGAAUCAGAGACAUUUGAAGAGCAACAAAGAGCUCGUAAAAUCUUGGGUAGAUCGCUGUGGACCGAAACCAAAUUAGCUGUUCGUAAUCACUGGGUGCGCAUGAUUUAUAUGGUGGUUUUAAUGGCUUUCAUGAACUUUUUCUCACACGGUAGUCAAGAUCUCUAUCCUACAUUUCUACUCAAAUCCUUGGGCUAUACGCCUACUCAGCAAACCGUAACAAAUGUCAUUAUGAACAUUGGUGCUAUUUGUGGUGGCACGAUCUUUGGAUACUUGUCCAACUACUUUGGCCGUCGCUUGAUCUUGUGUAUUUGUGCAAUUUGCGCUGGCGCAUUCAUUCCACUUUGGAUUUACGCACCCAACAUUCAUUCUCUUCAAUUUGGUGCUUUUGUGAUGCAGUUCUUUGUUCAAGGUGGUUGGGGUGUCAUUCCUGCUCACAUCAACGAACUAGCUCCCGCUGCCUUUAGAGGCUUAAUUCCUGGUUUGGCAUAUCAAUUGGGUAAUUUGAUCAGUGCUGCAUCUAGUCAGAUUGAAGCUACUAUUGGCGAAAGAUAUCCUUUGAAAAAUGGAGAUGGCAGCUUGAAAUUGGAUGCACAGGGUAAAGCCAUUCCUGAUUACGGCUUGACGCAGGCAAUCUUCAUGGGUUGUGUUUGUGCUGGCCUAUUAAUCACAACCUUGAUUGGAAAAGAAGAGCGUAAUAAGGAUUUCAAAGAAAACCUCGCAGAAGAUCAGACUGGUCAUGGCGCUAUCGGCCCUGCUGAUGUGAAAGCAAAUGAAAUUGAACAAGGACAAGGCAAAACUUCUGAAGACUCGAUUUGA
This is a messenger RNA of Mucor velutinosus, 1512 nucleotides long. RefSeq lists its product as uncharacterized. Lineage: Eukaryota; Fungi; Mucoromycota; Mucoromycetes; Mucorales; Mucoraceae. Gene Ontology annotation, cellular component: membrane. The coding region runs from base 1 to 1512 and encodes 503 amino acids. The record is from RefSeq and is a predicted model, not a curated record. Gene Ontology annotation, biological process: transmembrane transport. Gene Ontology annotation, molecular function: transmembrane transporter activity. The transcript is spliced from 8 exons.